AAAGACACACACACAGAGAGAUGGAAGACGAGGACGAUGAGGUAGAGAGAACCGUGAGAUGGCUGGAAGACCUCUCCAAUGGCGUCCUGAAGCGCGACUUUGAGUUCCUGACGUUGCAAGGCCUUCGAGUCGUCCGCGCCCGGAAGGACUCCUUCCUCUGCGCCUUCGUCGUCCCCGAUCGCCUAUCGGACAGGGAUGGGAAUUGGCACGUGGGAGCCAUGGUCACGCUGAUCGACGACGUCGGGGCUGCGACGGCGUACUGCGCCACCGGCAACGUCAAGGCCACCCUCGACUUCAGCGUCUCCUUCCUUUCCCCAGCGAAGAUCCAAGAAGAAGUAGAGAUAGAGUCAAAGGUAGUAGGGGCAGGGCCAAAGGGGAAGCUUGCAAUGGUGGUGGUGGAAGUCAGGAGGAAAGACAAUGGCAAGUUGAUUGCCUUGGCUAAGCAGUGGUUGGCUUCUGUCAAUUUGACCGGUGAUCAACUCAGUAGCAAGCUUUGACACUUGCUCGGGACGAUUUGCGUGCAUCCAUGCCAGACAUUCUGUACUAUUUCUACAACUCGAAACUUUGGAUGAUUCUAUGAUAUAACUCGUAAAGUGUCUCGACAACUUCCAUUUUUUCGU
This is a messenger RNA of Syzygium oleosum, 620 nucleotides long. RefSeq lists its product as uncharacterized. The transcript has 3 exons. NCBI's taxonomy places the organism in Eukaryota, Viridiplantae, Streptophyta, Magnoliopsida, Myrtales, Myrtaceae. The record is from RefSeq and is a predicted model, not a curated record. Bases 21 to 497 code for a protein of 158 amino acids. Gene Ontology annotation, molecular function: fatty acyl-CoA hydrolase activity.